Messenger RNA from Myotis myotis, 747 nucleotides. RefSeq names its product FXYD domain containing ion transport regulator 7 (gene FXYD7). The transcript has 6 exons. The record is from RefSeq and is a predicted model, not a curated record. Gene Ontology annotation, cellular component: membrane. Gene Ontology annotation, biological process: regulation of sodium ion transmembrane transporter activity. Bases 127 to 369 code for a protein of 80 amino acids. Gene Ontology annotation, molecular function: sodium channel regulator activity. Lineage: Eukaryota; Metazoa; Chordata; Mammalia; Chiroptera; Vespertilionidae.
UGGCUACGGCCCCCCCCCCACACCAGGGCUCCCCCAUCUCCCCCAGACAUCAGUCCAUCGGUCUUCCAGCUGCCGCAGCCGUGCCUUCACCGCUUCGGCAUCCAGCCUCCCCUGCUGCAGCCCGGCAUGGCGACCCCAACCCAGGCCCCCACCAAGGUUCCUCAGGAACCUGACCCAUUUCACUAUGACUAUGACACUGUGCAGACCGUGGGCAUGACUCUCGCCACCAUAUUGUUCCUGCUGGGCAUCCUCAUCAUCAUCAGCAAGAAGGUGAAGUGCAGGAAGGCGGACUCCAGGUCUGAGAGCCCAACAUGCAAGUCCUGUAAGUCGGAGCUUCCCUCCUCAGCCCCAGGAGGUGGCGGUGUGUAAAGCCAGCCUCGGCACCUCCACUGCUGUCCCUGCCUGAGUGUGGGAGCCCGAGGACCGGGUGGAGGUGGUGGGGACCCCAGCUUUGCGCUGCUGGGAGCGCUCCCCGGAAUGAGCCGCCCCACCCACCCCGAGGCUGGAGCCGCUGCACCCUGCUGCCCCUCCCAAGGCCUUGGCAAUGACGACCCCCUAAAGAGCCUAUCUGCAUCCCAGAUACAGGGACUCUGGUCUCCAGCUCUUGGAGUCCGAGAGCCCAACCCCUGUCCCUCCGAGUUCCCGGGUACUGCCCCCCUGAACCUCCUCGUCUCCUCCCCAAAGAUUCGUUCUCCUGCACCCUCGGUGUCUGUGUCUUGAGCUUAAUAAAUGUGCAUUUGGUUUUUC